UUAUUAAACCCCCCACUAUUCUUCCCAGUCUCUCAUUUUCCACACACACAUACACAUAUUUUCAAUUUCAAUACACUUUUUUUAUCUCCUCUUCAUCAGCUUAGCGUCAUGGGCAAGAUCAAAAUCGGAAUUAACGGAUUUGGAAGAAUCGGACGAUUGGUGGCUCGAGUAGCGUUGCAGAGAGAUGAUGUUGAGCUUGUUGCUGUUAAUGAUCCCUUCAUCUCUGUUGAAUACAUGACAUACAUGUUUAAGUAUGACAGUGUUCACGGUCACUGGAAGCACCAUGAGCUUAAAGUCAAGGAUGACAAAACCCUGCUUUUCGGAGAGAAACCUGUUGCCGUUUUCGGUUCAAGGAACCCAGAAGAGAUCCCAUGGGCUUCAACCGGAGCCGAAUAUGUUGUGGAAUCAACUGGAGUUUUUACUGACAAGGACAAAGCUGCUGCUCAUUUGAAGGGUGGUGCUAAGAAGGUCAUCAUUUCUGCCCCAAGUAAGGAUGCUCCCAUGUUUGUUGUGGGUGUGAAUGAGAAGGAAUACAAGAAGGACCUUCACAUCGUCUCAAAUGCCAGCUGCACCACCAACUGUCUUGCCCCUCUUGCUAAGGUCAUCAAUGACAGGUUUGGUAUUGUUGAGGGUCUUAUGACCACUGUGCACUCCAUUACUGCUACCCAGAAGACUGUUGAUGGACCAUCAGCCAAAGACUGGAGAGGUGGAAGAGCUGCUUCGUUCAACAUCAUUCCUAGCAGCACUGGUGCUGCCAAGGCUGUUGGAAAAGUGCUCCCUCAGUUGAAUGGGAAGUUGACUGGUAUGUCUUUCCGAGUCCCAACUGUUGAUGUCUCGGUUGUUGAUCUCACUGUGAGGUUGGAGAAGUCGGCCACCUAUGAUCAAAUUAAAGCUGCUAUCAAGGAGGAAUCGGAGGGAAAGUUGAAGGGAAUAUUGGGUUAUACCGAUGAGGAUUUGGUAUCCACAGACUUUGUGGGAGAUAGCAGGUCUAGCAUAUUCGAUGCAAAGGCUGGAAUCGCAUUGAAUGACAACUUUGUGAAGCUUGUUUCGUGGUAUGACAAUGAGUGGGGUUACAGUUCACGUGUGGUCGAUUUGAUUGUUCACAUGGCGUCUGUGGAGUAAAUUUUGGUUCGGUAUGGAGAUGUCAUUUCUUAUCCAGCUUAGGUGUGUUCCAUCAAAAUAUGUAGGUGAAGUUGUCUUUGAGUUGGAAGUGUAAUAAAGUGCUGGGUAGGGUGAAUAAGAAGAUGUUUUGGUGGUUGGUCUUUCUAUCUUAUCCCCCCCUUGUGUUUAAGGGUUUUGGUUGAUAGGUAGAAAUCAGAAUGAUUGUGACUGUUUUUUGGUGUUACGUUGUUAUUUGAGUGGGUGGUUUAUAUUAUAUUAUCAAGUGGACCUCUCCUGGUUUUUGAGACAUUGAUGUGAAAGUUUAUUCUAUCUUUA
Messenger RNA from Erigeron canadensis, 1437 nucleotides. RefSeq names its product glyceraldehyde-3-phosphate dehydrogenase, cytosolic. Gene Ontology annotation, biological process: glucose metabolic process. Gene Ontology annotation, molecular function: NAD binding; oxidoreductase activity, acting on the aldehyde or oxo group of donors, NAD or NADP as acceptor; NADP binding. The record is from RefSeq and is a predicted model, not a curated record. NCBI's taxonomy places the organism in Eukaryota, Viridiplantae, Streptophyta, Magnoliopsida, Asterales, Asteraceae. The transcript is spliced from 12 exons. The annotation marks the transcript as partial.